AUGGAUGUUGAAAAAGAUCUUACUAGUAAGUUUUUGAGCGGUGAAAUGUCGUUUGCGGAAUAUUCUAGUGAAUGGUAUAACUUCGAAGAUGAAGAGGAUAUAGAGGAAAUAAGCAAAAAAAGUGAAGAUGAUUCAUUGCAGAUGAAGCUAGAAAAGGGGACUCAUAGACGUCGUAAGUUUGCUCGAAUGCCCUUAGGACUGACUGGCUUAAUGGGGGAAGCAAACUUACGCUUUGUGAGAGGAGACAAAGAUACUGCAGAAAAGAUGUGUCAUGAGAUAAUAAAGCAAGUUCCUACUGCACCAGAACCUUAUCAGACCCUGGCACAAAUAUAUGAGCAUGAUGCUGAGAAAUCUUUACAGUUUUCAUUACUGGCUGCUCAUCUUAGUCCACCUGAUGCAGAAGAGUGGCUCAGACUUGCAGCAUUAUCCAAACAAAAAAAUGAUGUAAGACAAGAAAUGAUAUGCUAUACACAGGCAAUUGUGGAUGAUCCUUAUAAUAUAGAUAGUCAUAUGAAACGACUUAACCUUCUUAUUGAACUAGAAGAACAGAAAUACCCUAUCCAAACUUUAAAAAUCACUAGACUUAAGUGUUAUCAUAAAAUUGUAACAUCCUUGCGCCCAAAUGAAGGAGAAACUAUUAUGAAAUAUGCAAAACUAGCUGCAACUCAGUAUCACAAUAACAAUGAAUUGGAGCGUGCUCUUGCUGUAAUGACUUCUGCUUACAAAAAGUGUCCUACACUUUUUAGUUUGCAGGACAUAAAUAUGUUGUUAGAACUGCUAAUUGGUCAAAGACAGUUUCAGACAUGUAUAGAAGUAUUUGUUGCCAGUGCAGGGGUCGAAAUUGAAGCAGAAAUACAAACUGUAAAGAAUGCAGAGGGUGAGAUUGAAGAACAGACUAAUUAUUUAAAUUGCACCAUUCCUGAUUCCCUGCCAAUUGAUUUGAAAAGCAAAUUGUUGGUAUGCUUUAUUCAUUUAGGAGCUAAUAACUUGGUGCAAACAUUACUUGAAGAUUUUCUAUCCAAUGAUGUUGAAAAGGCUGGAGAUCUAUACAUGGAUAUUGAGGAAGCUCUUUCUUCAAUGGGGCAUCAUUCUUUAGCAAUACAACUGUUAGAACCUUUGGUCAAAACAAAUAGUUUUGAUCUUGGAGCAGUGUGGCUGAAGCAUGCUGAAUGUUUACAAAAGUUAGGACGUGAAAGUGAUGCCAUUGACUCGUAUUUUAAGGUAUUGAAACAUGCACCACAGCAUCCUGAUGCCAGAAGAAAACUUUUCGUUAUACUUGAACGGCAAGGCCGCAUUGAGGAAGCUUUACAAAUGUUAGAACAAGAUUUCAAAUAUGUAGUGAGUGCAACUCUGCUACAAGAGCAGUGUUUGGCUUUAAAAAAGUAUAAUAAAUGGUUAAAAUACCUUGAAGUUGGUGAAGCUCUGUUGUCCAAAACAUUUGUUCGCUUUAGACAUGAAGAAGAGUUAAACAUGGCAUGUAGAAACAGAUGUGGCAUAGAUCUCAUACAAAAUUUUAGGACGAUGAGAGGUGAAAAUCCAUACCAUGAGAAGGAUAUUCACUUUGAUGAUGAUGAAACUUUUAAAUUAACUCCACAGCAAGAAUGGGACUUUUUCCUUGAACUUUUAAAAAUUGCUUGUGAACAUAAGCAAUAUUUCACUAUGCAGAGAUUAACAUUUGGUGCAAUGAUGUCUAAAGGGUUAUCUUCUCACCGCUCUGAAAUUGACUUUUAUUGCAUGCAAGCUUGUCUUCUUAGUAAUGAUCACCAAAAUGCUUUUCGUUUCCUACGAGAUUUUGCCCAAAAAGUUCCUAGGCCUCGAUCAUGGAAUUUAUUAAACCUCGUAAUUAAUUAUGUUGAACGUAACACACAUUCCAAAUUUUUAUUAAGAUUAUUUCAAAAAGAUGGUGGUAAUGUGGUGAAAAAUAUAUUUUUGGGUAACAACUUCUUAGUAUCGGGAAGAUAUUUAGUAGCCUUAAAAUAUUAUUUAGAAUAUCACGAAAAGUGCAGAGAUUCUUUAUCUGCUUUUUUAAUUGCUGUAACUAAUUUGGUAAUGGCAGCUCAAAGAACUGUUGAUAAACAUCAUAAUCUAAUACUACAAGGAUUGGCUUAUAUGCAAAUUUACCGUAAUUUAAGAAAAUGUGAUCAAGAAGCUAACUACAAUAUGGGACGUGUAUAUCAAAUGUUGAAUAUUAACAACUUAGCUAUUGAAUACUAUGAAAGAGCUCUGGCAAGUGAGAGCAUAGCAAAAUGCUCGAAACAUGGUGUAAUUGACUUAAAGAAAGAGACUGCUUACAAUUUAUAUCUUUUAUAUAAAGAACAUUCGCCAGUAAUGGCUAGAAAAUAUAUGUUAAAAUAUCUUGUAAUUGAAUAA
Molecule: messenger RNA, 2370 nt
Organism: Arctia plantaginis
Lineage: Eukaryota; Metazoa; Arthropoda; Insecta; Lepidoptera; Erebidae
Source: the annotation of a GenBank genome assembly